Molecule: messenger RNA, 5293 nt
Organism: Humulus lupulus (European hop)
Lineage: Eukaryota; Viridiplantae; Streptophyta; Magnoliopsida; Rosales; Cannabaceae
Product: alpha-crystallin domain-containing protein 22.3
Exons: 3
Coding region: 78-734 (218 amino acids)
Cellular component (GO): nucleus
Source: RefSeq, a predicted model, not a curated record
ACCCCAAGCUCAAAAGAACACUCGUCCAAAGCAAAACGACAAAAAUUCGCCGCUGCAACUCAGUUCGUACGUCUCUGAUGGCUUCUCCGCCCUGUUUUGGAAAAUCAAGGAGUGAAAGUAAUGAUACAGAACGAAAUACCCCACAAAGACCAGUUCUUGCCGUGGCACCUCUUAAUAGCAUGCCAUAUAUCGGUCCACCGUUGCCACAUAGUUACAGUCCUCCAUCGCCAUCACCAUCACCAUCACCAUCACCAUCACCAUCACCAGCAAGUGAGAAUAAAAAUGUGGAAAGGGUUGGACCAGCCAUUAUAUUUUUGUCUUCUUUCACAACUAAGGAAGACUGGGAUAAAAUUAUGGCCACCAACAAAAUUGGGGUUGCACUGACAGGAAGUGCUGCUGUGGGAAAAAUUGGGCCAAUUAUAGGGUUAAUGGACAUUGGUGAAUGCGAGGAUUCUUACUUGUUUCGUGUUUCUCUUCCUGGAGUAUCAAGGGAUGAGAGAGAAUUUAGUUGUGACAUUGAACCUGAUGGUAAAGUACAAAUAAAGGGAGUGACUACUACUGGAGAGCAGAUAGUUUGCAAGAACUCUCAAAUCUUUCACAUGCUAACACGGAACUUGUGCCCACCAGGGCACUUUUCUAUCUCCUUCCAGCUUCCUGGUCCAGUUGAUCAGGAACAAUUUUCUGGUUCUUUUGGGACUGAUGGGAUUUUGGAAGGCAUUGUAAAGAAAAGGUAAAGCGAAAUGUAAGUGAUUUGCUUUGUGGUGAACAUUGAGUUCAGCCAACAAGGUCGGCGUUUUAUGGAGUGGGAACUUCACAUGAAUAGAUUGAACAUGGUUUAAAAUGUUGUGGUCGGGUAGCUGAGGUUCUGAUUGCUUCUGAUUUUGAGGGAAAUGUAGCUUGACAGCUGUGCUAAUUUUUGAGGUAUGGUAAUCUCAGCCAAGUUUGUUGUGAUGUUGAGGGCUUGUUAAAUUUUCAUGUAUGCGCAAAAGUUGGCAAAUUUUGGAAUUUAUGGUGCUUUACUUUAUCAUUUCUUUCUUUUCUUUUGGAAUCUUCUUCUUAUUAUUAUUUGAUAAGAAAGGAAAAGUAUAUUAGAUGAGGAAAAAUUACAAAAGCUGAUAAGUUAUCAUCUUCAAUCAUAGAAGAUGAUAUAAGAUCAUUUAAAAGAAAUUACAACCAAACAUUCCAAUCUCUUAGAAGAUCGGAAAAAUGAAAAGCCUUAAACUCAUGAGUUUAUUGACUUUUUCUUUGGGAUCUUACUAGUUACGAGUCAUGACUCUAUUGACUUGUUGAGUAUGUUUCCUUUGCUGUAACCCUGUUCCAAUCGAGACUUUGUUAGCAGUGAUUUUUCAGUACUAUUCAGCCAUUUACAAUAGGUUGGACAUUAUUGUUCUCAAUGAAAAUGUCCUUUUGGCAAGAUAAUUUUGUAUACACUAACACUCUAUUAUUGUUAUAAUUUUUCUUGUUCUCUCCAACAAAAUCCCUUAGUGUUGACAAGAGUCUUUGUUAUGAAUAUUAGACUAUAAAUAAUACGAGUCUUUGUCAUGGAUAUUAGACUAUAAUAUGACAAUACUAUAUUUCAUAUAUUAAGUAAUGUGUGGAUUGGUGUUUAUAUAUUUGAAGUAAUGUGUAGAUUGUAGAUUAUGCUGUCAGAUAGUCAGCUAUAUUAAGCAAAUUGUGAAAAAAAAAAAAGUAAAAAAAAAACGCUCCAUGCAAUUUUUUUCCCUCCUGAAUUUUAUCUAGAGAAUGCAAAGGGGACAGGCAGCUAUAUGUUAAUUUAAUGUAUGUAAUAUUGAUGUUUAAAGAAAAUGAGUAGUAUUAUGACUGUGUUAUAGCUUUCUAAUAAACUAAUUGAAGAAAUAGAGGUUUGGAAGAGAUUCUAACUUCACUCGGAUUUUUGGUGUUCAAGGAAGUAGAGAGUUAGCCUUCAUAUGUAGAGUGUUAACUUCAUCUGUUCUGACUCUAGCUAAUUAGUCUUUGGUAGUUUAUAUGCACAGGCAAGUUAGUAAGGUCACAAUUUGGUCUUUCAAACAACCAAAGAGAAGAUGUAGGUAGUAAUUGAAGAAUUAUAAUAGAAAAAUAAAUAUUAGCAGAUUUGUGAAAUGAAGCACAAUUAUUCAAAUGCAAAUCGGGAUUCAUAUAAUGCUUGAGUUAUCAGACAGCCUUUUCGAGCUUAUCCUUUCAGGCGGUGAGUAAUAUUAUACAUGUUUAUAUUUAUAGUAAUUUUCAAGAUUUUUUUCUGUCCUUUUCUGUCAUAAGCUUAACAAUAUGAUGCUUCUUUUGGUUACCUGGCCUUCUUUUCAAAUUAAAUGUAAAUAAUUUAAUUUGAUGGUCAAUAGGGGAAAUUAAGAGUUAUAGUAGUUCAGUUGUUCUUCCGUAUCGUAUUAACAAAACUCUGUGCUCUUUGGGAGUUUCAUUAUCAAUAACUGAUAUUCUAAAAUCUUUAUAUGGUUGUAAAAAAAAACAAACAAAAAAUUGAACUUCAAGACAUCUUGUGAAUGUCUAAUUGCAAAUGCUUGGUAUGAUAAUAAAGUGAAACAGGACAUCAUUCGUGAGUACAUUUUGGCUUACUGAAUAUUUUGUAUCUGUGUAUGCAUACAAAGCAUUCAUAUUUUUAGGUCUUGAAACUACUUUUGCUACUCUGCUUUAUUUUAUCAGUCAGAAUGACUGAUAUUGGUUUGACUUCUGUCACUGAGUCAUUCGCUGGAUUAAGGAGUAAGUUAUUCAUGUAGGUCAACAAGAAAUUGCUCUUGAUUUUUAUUUGAUUCAAGUCUAAUAACUCUGAUGAUUUCUACGUUAUUCUAAGGAUGGUAAGAGAGCUAAAAAGAAGGAGACAACUAGUUUAAACUUACUAGUUAUAUGCUUAUUUUUCUUGGAGCAAAUUGUAUAGUGCUAUGAUUUUCAAACUAUAUAAAAAGAUGUCUCUUAAGAAAAUUAUAUAAAAGAGUAUAUAGCUGUAUAGUGUGGUUUAUCCACUGCAGGCCAACAGUUUUAUAGGAGACCUUUUCUACGGGGAUGAAGAGCUAUUGAAGGAUGUAUAUAUCAUAUUGACGAGAACAUAGUUACCUAAAUAGUAAGCUUUAGCUUUUCUACUAUAGUUGAGACAUGUAUAAAAGUCUUGUGAUACCUUUGUGUCAAUAAAAUCUUUACUAUACAUGCACACGGAUGUGGUACAGUGGAUGAUUUUGCAAUUCCAAUUAUGAAAAUUUUGGUGCACGUUACCAAGCUCAUUGUUUAUGUUCGAGAAACACAUUGUUUAUAAGGUGUCACAUCAGAAGCCAGUGGUAUAAACAAGCCAAAAAUGUGGCUUUUGUUGCAGUAGCAUCUUAUAAACAAACAUUUCUCAAGUAGAAAUAAUGAACUUUGUGUACAUGGUAAAGUACUAUAAUUUUCGUAAGUGCUAUUGGAUAACCGUCCACUUUAGGUCUAGUUUUACCAUUUAUGCUCAUAAUUCUUAUUGAACAUAUCUAGCAUGGUAUAGAUUUUAUCGGCACAAAAUAUCACGAGAUUUUAAUACAUAACAAAUGGAGUUCCCAAUUAGGGUAUGCAAGUUUACCAUGUAUGGGCCACCAACCCCACCCAGCGAAGUUCCCAACUAUGUUAUGUAAGUUUACCAUGUAUGGGCCACCAGCCCCACUCUAGGGUUACCAAGUUCAAGGCUUCCACACACGUUUGUAAGGUAAUGCAUGUGUAAAACAGAAGCGUGAUGGAAAACAGCGUGCGCCACAUGUAAAUCAGAAUCAUGGUUUUUACCGUGGUUGGUGAAAUAAAUCUAUAAAUAUUGCCCCAAGUUGGAUUACUGGGACAUACCUUCAUCUCUGCUAUGAGAGAAAUACUUGUCAGUCAUUUAUAGCUUUUGCAUGAUGAAGUUUUUGGUCAUGGCUUCUGAAGAGGGUGAGGGUGAUGAUGAUGAUGACGAUAAUGAAGAUGAUGACAGCGAAUUUCUGAAGUUGCUGAUUUUUUCAAACAUCAGACCAGUGAUGUACCAAAAAAGGCCCCAGGUGCAAGGACACCUUCAGUUCAAGGUUUGCCCAAUUUUCUUCUUGAAAUGGAUUGAUCUUUUGAGGCAAUUUGCCCAAUUUUCUUCUUCAAAUGGAUUAAUCUUUUGAGGCAAAGUGUUGCAAAUUUCAUUCCCUUUUAUGAAGAGGAUUUUGUUAGAUUGCUGUCCUUGAAUUUUUUUUGCAUUCAAUUUGACACUGUUUUUAUUUAUCUGCAGCAUUAGAUCCCAUCUCUUUGACAAACUGAUAGAACCUAUAUUUAUGUAUUCUGACCUUACCUAAUAAUUAUUGCAGGAGAAGCAUUGUUUCUGAACUUUAUAAAAAAAAAUAUUUUAUCACCAUUUUAUUUCAGGAUUUGGAGAAGUCCUGAAGCAAAUUAGUUACAAAUCUUUUGGAAUAUUACUUCCAGUUUUGAUGUUAUUUUUAUGGUCUCUUUGUCAUCAGUUAAUUAUGCUGUUCACAUAUUCCCUUCUUUUUGCAGUGAACUGAAGAUGUUGAAGAGGCACAGGUGUCUGGUGAAGUAGGGUCACAAGCUUCCUAAUCUCCUUGAGAUAGGUCGGAUUUUCCUGAAAAUGCCAAGAGUAAAUCAUCAAAGAAGGGGCCAAUGCUUGUUGCUUACAAAGUUGCACAAUCAGGGAAAUCUAAAGCAAAAUGUUUUGAACAUGGGGUUGUCAUAUGAAUUUGUGGUGUGGUUCAUGGACAAAUAUUUGCAAAUGCUAAGAUCUUGGAGCACAAAAGCAUUGUGGCGUUUACAGUUUUUGCCAGACACCAGACAUUAACGGGGUGCGGUUCCUUCCUCUCUCUCCAUUGAGGGAUUGAAUUUUUAAGAUUUGGAGGGAGAAGGUCUCCCUCCAUCUCUCCUCUCUCUUCCUCUUUCCUUUUUGUCAAACAAAAGGAUUCAACCUCUCGUCCCACUACUCUCCCUCCACCCAUCUCUCCUCCUUACCAAAUAUAGUGUCAUCAGGUUAAGGGUAGUUUACUUGGAUGUCAUGUCAUGGAAUCUUAUGUGGCCUGUGCCAUCCAGGUCUACCUGGGUGCCAGAAGUUUUGUUUUACAAAUCUGGUGAGUGAAGACCGGAGAUUUUUCAAUAUUGUUAAUAAGAGGUUUAAUUAAUAUAACCGGAAUUUGGAGUAGUGUUGUUUAUUCUUUGUGCUUAAUGUUAUAAGCUACCUUUCCAAAAUUUCCAAUUAGUGUUUUUCCUGUAUUCUGUUCUCCGGAUCAAAGUAGAAUAAUAAUGUACUCAUAUUUGUGCAUUUGUAGUAAACUUUCAAUAAUAAAUCUAGAAAUUAUUUCCACUA